AUGAGCCGACAUCGCUUUAACAACGUCCAAAUCAAGGCGCUUCCGGGCGGACUAAUGGCACACCAGGAGCCGGAAGCGGAUGGUGGUCAGUCCAGUGCCCAGAAGAUGCCCAUAUGGCCCAGCGAACGUAUUGCACCCGGCGGUUCUGGAGCCUUUCACUCGGCCAAGGUGGAGUACAGCAAGGAGACGGCUGAUCUGAUCCGAUUGCUCGUCAAGGAGUCCAAGAUGUCCAUGAUGGUACGCAAACAGAUCGAUGAGAGCCUGCGCAAUGGAGCACCUUUGCCACUUCCCGAGCCGCCGCGUCCAAACACCCGGAACGAUCCUGACCGGGAGACACUGGCCAUUUUGGAACGUGCUCGCAACGCCAAGCGCAAGAAUCUCCGCCAGAUCGAGCAGAGCGGGGCCUACAAGCUGAGCUACUAUCGUCCGCCCGCCGACAACCGAAUGCCUGGGGAGAAGGCCAAGUCGCAGCUCCAGUUCACCAUGGCGGGGACUCAUCUGCCGGAUCCGGCAGUCAAACCACGACGUCGUCCACGCGAGGAGCAACUGGUGACGGAGGAGGAUCUCAUCAAUGAGCUACUGGACCAAAUCAACGAGCGUGCCGAGUGGCUGACCGAAAUGGAAUCCAUGGGCCAGGGCAAGAAGUAUCGUCCCGAGAUCAGAGAGCAGAUUGCCGAGCGUCUGCGUCGCAUUCAGGCUCUAGAAUCCAAGAUGAAGAUGAAGUCCGAUGGUGGCUUCCGUUUUGUCGACUAA
Molecule: messenger RNA, 753 nt
Organism: Drosophila takahashii
Lineage: Eukaryota; Metazoa; Arthropoda; Insecta; Diptera; Drosophilidae
Product: UPF0193 protein EVG1 homolog
Source: RefSeq, a predicted model, not a curated record